UAUCACUUACAUUUAGCCCACCUCCCAUAUUUCAUCAACUAUAUGUUUUCCUCGUGAUUUUCGUUAGCGUGCAGCAGAAAACGUUGAAUUUAUUUAUAUAUUUGCAAAUUAAUUUAUUUUUCUUAAAAUGUCUGCAAAAAAAGCGCGUCCACGCCUUUCCAAGGGCAUCCUCGAGAUGAAGUUCAUGCAACGCACGAAGGCGAAAGUAGAUAAAGAGAUCGAAGAGGCAGAGGGCCGGGAAAUGUACUCGCAAGAAAUCACACAAAAAAUGUUGAACAGCAAUUCAAACUAUAUAAUGGAGCCGAGUUUCGUGCAUUGCGAAAAUCUUAUUGAGGGUCGCCUCAGUUUCCGCGGCAUGAAUCCGGAAAUAGAACGUCUUUUAGAGUUGGAACAGGCUGAAAAAGCAGCCAAUACACGACAUGAGCAACCCACUGAGGUGUCUGACAAGUAUAUGGCUACAUUUUAUAACGCACAGCAGGUGACAAUGCAAAAGAAAUUCCAAACAAAGGCACAAUUCAAAGCAAAACGCAAUCACGUUGAUAAAAAGACAUGGCAAGGUAAAAAACCUAGGUUCCAAAAGCCGCAAGAGGACGAUGCUGAAGAUGAUAACAAUAAAUAGAACUAGUACAAACAAUUUUAAAUUGUAACUUAAAAAAAUUCUAAACAUUAAUAACAAUGUUUUGUAUACAUUAA
Messenger RNA from Zeugodacus cucurbitae (melon fly), 693 nucleotides. It is a transcript of the gene Mpp6, whose product is annotated as M-phase phosphoprotein 6. The record is from RefSeq and is a predicted model, not a curated record. Bases 128 to 619 code for a protein of 163 amino acids. Gene Ontology annotation, biological process: maturation of 5.8S rRNA. NCBI's taxonomy places the organism in Eukaryota, Metazoa, Arthropoda, Insecta, Diptera, Tephritidae. The transcript has a single exon.